Beauveria bassiana ARSEF 2860 is the source of this 726-nucleotide messenger RNA. RefSeq lists its product as uncharacterized. The coding region runs from base 1 to 726 and encodes 241 amino acids. The record is from RefSeq and is a predicted model, not a curated record. NCBI's taxonomy places the organism in Eukaryota, Fungi, Ascomycota, Sordariomycetes, Hypocreales, Cordycipitaceae. The transcript is spliced from 2 exons.
AUGCGAUGGCAUAGCUUUCUCGGUCUUGCGAGGCAAAGGCCCUUCUGGUAUCGCGACCGUUUACGCGAGGAGCUGCAAGAACGCCGCGAGGCGGUGACGCUGUUGCAGAAACUAAGCGAAACUGCCGACGUCUUUUACAUUCUCAGCCGGGCAACGCACGACGGCUAUCCGCUACAACAACAGAGUGUGCCGCCGUUUAGACCGAUGCGCCACAUGCUCAUCUACACCUACAUGAUUCUCAAAUACACGUCGAGGUGGCUGUUUUACCGCGUGGCGGCGGCCAUGGCGUGCCGCUCUGCAAGCGCCGGCAGCGAGGUGCGGGAAGUGAUUAACCCAGCCAAGAACAAGAAGAUUGGGGAGGUGGCGGCUCGUCAUGGUCUCGAUGCCGUCGAGUUUGAGCGAAUUCUGUCUGCGCAGAUGCGGGUAAGGAAGGGCCUACCACUACUGCACGACACUGGUGAACUGCAGGGCUGGUUUGAUCACAACAAGACAAUAUUUUCUCCCCUCAAUCAAGUUACCAUGUUGUCUGGUAGACAAGAAUACGCUCCCAUACGAGUGUACUAUCCUCCAUGCAGAGGCGUCGUGCGCGAGGCUGAGGCGUCUGCGCAAGGCUCGACGUCGCAGGUUGUUGGAGCGCAUGUCAAUGACUGGAGCAAGAGCGCAGGGGCAGAGACCAUCUCUCAGAACCGGCUUUUAUAUGUCGACAAAUUAAAUACACCUAUUUGA